AUGGAAGACUUUGAAGCUAAAAAGAUAUCUGAUAACGCCAUAGCUAAAGAUCCGAAGAAAGUCAUCACUCGUGAUGAAGCUCAGAAGCUAAGGGAUUCUGUAAGUCAUAUUAUAUUAUAGUAGGGUAGAAUAAGGUAUAUAGGGUAGGGUAGGGUAGGGUAGGGUAGGGUAGGGUAAGGUAGGGUGUGGUAGGGUAGGGUAGGGUAGGGUAAAAUAGGGUAGGGUAAAAUUAAAAAUAAAAAUUGAUUUUAGGUAUUGCGAGCCAAUCGACCAGUAAAUCCAUGGUUUACCACUGAAGAUAUAAACCGUUAUCGUAAAGCGCCAACUUCUCCCACACAGUCAUCAAACAGAACAACGACCCUAUCUUUAAAAACACCAACAUAUACUACACCAUCAGUGACAAGACAAACAGAUUCAAAUGCAACAUCGCCAGUACCAUCAAGUAUCAAGACAACGUCAUCAGUACCACCACCUGUGAAACCAAAAUCAUUUGUAUCAUUAAGUACAAAGACAACACCAUCCUUAUCAUCAAAUGCCCUAAGGGAAAAGGUGAAUUAUUCUUUGCCAGAGAAGAAGUUUCAGUCGAAUGAGUAUACUAUACCGACAGUUGUGGUAAGUAUUAGACUGCAUGCAAGACAAUUGUUUUAGGAUGGGAAAAGGUGUAAUAAAUAGUUUUUUGGGAGCUGGAGAGGAAAGGGCGUGGUAAAAUUGUUUUUUGGACUUGAAGAAGAAAGGGCGUGGUAAAAUUGUUUUUUGGACUUGAAGAAGAAAGGGCGUGGUAAAACUUUAUUUGGAGUGAAAAGUAAAAGGGCGUGUUUAUUUUUUUGGAAGGGGGGGGGGGUGAGAAUGGGUAUGGUAAAAAAUGUUAUAGGGUGGGGAGGGGGUGCUUUUUGUUUUACCGAUUAGACUAAAAACCUUGAUGAAGAAAAAGUAUUUAAAAAAUUUUUUUAGAAAAACGAUGAGCACUAUUAUGAAAAUAGUCCCAGAAGAAGUGAACCAUUACGCCAAAUGUUAAACAAUAGGGUAGGUCUUUUACAUAUUUUACUAUACUUUUUAGUUUAAUAUCAUAAUUUUAAACUUUAAAUUUUUCAAAAAAAUUAUUUCGAAAAAUGAUACUCUAUAAUCUAUGUUAUUUUAGGUCGAAACCAAAAAACUUGUUGACUUUGUACCAAAAAGAACCGUGACAACAAGAAACAUGACCCAAACAUUGGAAAACUUGGCCCAUUUAAAAGAACUUGAACUGAUCGAAGCUGAAACGGCCAAAAGGAAAAUGAAACUAGAACAAUAUGAGAGACAAAGCUCGAACAACAACGAUGGACGGUCAUCUGCUUCUACUUAUUACUUUGUAAGGCAUUUUUGGGGGAAGGCAAGGCUAAAAAAGUGGGUGGGGGUGAUUAUUGUUAGAAGAAGGGGGGGGGGGUCAAAAUUUUUUUUAAAUUUUGAUUUUUUAUUGUUCUUAAAAUGAGGUUUGGAACUUUUUUUUUUGAUUUUGGUGGUGUUAGUGGGGGCUCAGUCGGUGAGCCGUUGUCAGUAAUAUCAAAGGCUCACUGGCUGAGCCCGCACUAUUUAUACCGGCCCAAAAUAUUUAGGUCAGUAGUCGAGUUUUAUUAUAUUAACAACGGUAAUACAAUUUAGUACAGUAGUAACACAAUCUAAUACAGUAGUAACACAAUCUAAUACAGUAGUAAUACAAUCUAGUGCAAUAGUAAUACUGUAAUUUAAAUAUAGUAGACAAUACAGGCUUGUUUUACUUAACUAUAAUCUGUCAGACCCUGUUAAGUACAAUUUCUAGGGGAUUUUAUACUCUUUUACAAGUUUCUAGAAAUAUUUGAAACAACUGAUAUCGCAUGAAUAGGGGUUGCAAAGGUGAAAUAUAAACCAUUUUAUAAACUUUUGCUUCUUUGCUAUCAUUAUCAAUCAAAUCGGCGAAAGGGGGGGGGGUGGACGGGGAGGGACCCUCCUUUCCCAGAAAAAAAAUUUUGAAAAAAGUUGAACGUGGUCCCCCCUGUGGAUUUAAAAAAAAAUUAUUUAUAAAUAUUUUGCAAAUUAUGUAGCUACCUGUGCCGAUUUUUUUUGACUUUUGCCUCCAGACCAAAAGCCCUCGACCUGCCCUGAACACAACAGUAAAAAAUGUUUCUUAAAUACAGUGUGCGCCAAAAGUUCUGUUACAAAACUUGUAAACAUGGGGACGGAUACAAAAAAAGGUACAAAUUGAUGCUCCAAACCCAAAAUAUUAUUAAAACUGUACAAUUAUGACAUUUUCAGAGUGAUGACAGCUUAUCAGAAGUCCUUUCAAAGUGUGAUGACAUUGCUGUAUACAGAAGUCAACUAUCUAAAUGUGCUCAAUGCUACAGUAUUAUUGAUGACAUUGUAAGUUUUUAGUUUCUACUGAUGCCUGAUUUAUCUUCUUUUAUCAUUUUUUAUCAUCUAAAACGUUAAUACGACAUUUUUAACGCGACAAAAAAAGUCUUGUCGUUUUUUAACUAACAAAACUUAACAAAAUGACGACAAGACUUUUUAGCAGCUCAAUAUGACAUUUUUAAACUUUCUUUUGUUAUUACAGGUCCUCCAAGCCCUGGACAAGAACUUUCAUCCAUCAUGUUUUCGAUGUUAUCACUGUGGUAUGAUUCUAGAUGGCAUUCCUUUCGCUUCAGACCUAAACAGUCGAGUCUAUUGUGUACCUGACUAUGAACGGCUGUUUGUUACUCAGUAUCAACGACCUGUUACUGUGAGUAUUACUAAAUAUUUUUUUAGUUGGGGCUUAAAUUUUACAUAGGGCGGGGUAAAUUAAAAAAAAUAUUUUUAAGGGAUGUUUUUCAACUUUUUUUUAAAUUUUUAAUUUAAAAAUGAAAAAAAAACUUUUGUAGAAACCAAUUCCAAGAAGCUCUAGACCAAUGUAUGAUGAUAUUAUGAAGUCCCAAAUGAGGUUGAGAGAACAGACCUACCCAGACACGUCUUUGUGGACCUUUGAACAUCGAUAG
Messenger RNA from Bursaphelenchus okinawaensis, 2981 nucleotides. NCBI's taxonomy places the organism in Eukaryota, Metazoa, Nematoda, Chromadorea, Rhabditida, Aphelenchoididae. The record is from the annotation of a GenBank genome assembly.